AUGCACUGGAGACUCCUCGGCCGGUCCCUCUCUUUUGCUCUUUCUUUCUGCGGCAACGACGAAAUUUUCGCCCUCUUUUUUCGCCUGCUGGAACUGGCUUACACUCCUCUUGUGGGGAACCUGGACCGUGAACUGCGCAUCCGGCAGCCCCAAUUGCUCAGCGUCUACUCCAUUCUUUUGCCUACAGGCUGCCUUGGGGGGCUAUUCAUGGGCGGUGACGGCUACGUGGAUUUGCCACUGAAAGGGUAUGCCAACGAACAGACGAAUGUGCCAUUCUUGGUACAGGACUUGAGUCACAUCCAGUACGUCACCAAUGGCCGAUACCGCCCCUCUAUUUUCAUUUCCUGGCUUUUCGUUGGUCAACCUGAAUUACGUCAGAGCUUCAGUGGCACUAAGUAUUAA
Molecule: messenger RNA, 402 nt
Organism: Aspergillus niger
Lineage: Eukaryota; Fungi; Ascomycota; Eurotiomycetes; Eurotiales; Aspergillaceae
Exons: 4
Coding region: 1-402 (133 amino acids)
Source: RefSeq, a predicted model, not a curated record